This is a messenger RNA of Myotis brandtii (Brandt's bat), 3195 nucleotides long. RefSeq names its product spermatogenesis and centriole associated 1 (gene SPATC1). The coding region runs from base 891 to 2486 and encodes 531 amino acids. NCBI's taxonomy places the organism in Eukaryota, Metazoa, Chordata, Mammalia, Chiroptera, Vespertilionidae. The transcript is spliced from 6 exons. The record is from RefSeq and is a predicted model, not a curated record.
GCCCGCAGAGCCCAUGGAGAUCCUGAAGACAUGGCCCCGCCUGACUCCCAAGGUCAGGCCCACAGAGGUGUCUGUGUAGGUAGCACUUAAAAAAUGAAGCGCAAUCAGGACUCAGAGGUCCGACUUCUCGGAACCUGACGAGGAGUGCGGUCGGGUUCUUGAAGGACCACAGACAGGAAAAUCCGAGGAGCCAGGGAGCGGAGGUGUGGGUGCAGAGAGGGCCCCGCGGGGCAUUUGGAAGAGGGGAGCUCGAGUCACCAGAAACGGAAACUCCAAGUGAUAGGGAGCCAGAUGCCUGGACAAGGAAGCCCUGGGCUGGCAGUCAGAGACGGACUCUGAACACCGGGGUCAGGAGAAAGCAUGGCCCCGUGUCCAGGUGUCCAGGUGUCCAGAGAAUGUCCCCAGGUGAAGGCUGGCAGCUAACACCUGGGUGUGCCCGAGAUCAGAAGGAAAGGCACCCUGGCCAGGAGGGAGGGUGAUGAGUUUCCAUUCAAUAGAAAUCCACUGGUUACCUACCUACACUGCACCAGGCCCUUUGCUGGAUUCCGGGGAGUCCCACACCCCUGCCUUCAGCAUCCAGAGAGUAAAACAGCCUUAACGAGCUAACCAGACAGAGCCAGGCAAGCGUUCCGACACGGAACACACCUGCGGAGGAAUCGCUGCCUGGAGGCCAGUGAUUAGCUUGCCACGGGUACCAGGAAGCUUCACAGAGAGGCCACCAUGAGAGUGAAGUUGUCUGGACAGCCUCUGACCUCACAAUACCCACUGGGCCAGCCUUGCAACUUGCAAACUCUGGCGCCCUCCUCCAGCCCGGGCAAGGCCCGGGGCCCUGGGCAGCCUCCAGGUGCAGUGCCCUCCGGUGGGCCGCGCCCUUCCCGCUGCCCUGGGGCAUGUCUCUACUCACCAAUUAUGAGGGGCUUCGGCAUCAGAUUGAGAGGCUAGUGCGGGAAAAUGAGGAACUGAAGAAGCUGGUGCGGCUCAUUCGGGAGAAUCACGAGCUUAAGUCGGCCAUCAAGACGCAAGCAGGUGCCCUGGGCCUCAGCGGGUUCAGCAGCGGGCUUGGUGAGGCGUCAACUGGACCUUCUCAACGCCAGGGUGUCCUCCUGCCCGCGGCCCCAGCCGCAGCCCAUGAACCUGCCCUGGACGAAGCGGGGAUGGUGGGGCUGGCGUCCAUGGCCGACAUGCUGAACAGCCCGCAGCCCAGCCCCAUCAGCAUGCUGCUGUCCUCCCUAGGGCCCAUGUCGCAGAACAGCGCGCUCUACAGCCUCCUGGCCAACCCCAUGGCAAUGUCCAUGCCAAGCGCCAUGGCCAGCUCUCUGGGCCUGCCCUCCACCGGCUCCCUGACUCCGCACGGCCGCCUGAGUGGCUCCAUGAGGGCGUCCCCAGCAGCCACUCAGACCAGCAGCCUGGGCCUGCCUUCCACCGGCUCCCUGACGCCAAGCAGCCCCCUGGUGGGCCCCCUGUUCACCUCCACGACUGCCCCCCCAGGUGUUUCUCAGAACCUGGCCAACCCCGCGACCAAUGUGGAGGCCCCCCGGGUGCGGCUGGCAGAGCCCCCCCAAGGACCCGCCUCUGGACCCCACCCCUCAGCGGGCGCUGCGGGGCCUGCUGCCACCAGCAAAAUCCCUCUCUCCACCGAGCACCCCCUGCCGACCCAGGACCCCGAGCCCUUCAGCAUGACGUUCGUGGGUGGGCCCAUCCAGACCUCCACCCCUGUCGGCGCCGUGGGCACAUCUGCCCCUGAUCCCGCUCCCCCAGCUGCCACCAAUCACAGCCCCUCCAACACCGCCCACAUUGCCCAGGGCACCACCCACUCAGGCACCCGAGUGAACCCCUCCUCGGCCCGACCCUCAGCUACCUCCCCUCCACGGUACCCCCACUCCCCACCCCGAACCUCCUCCUCCCCUGCUUCUGUCAACGGCCCACGCGGCUCUGAAACGGCUCGGAAGAGCAUCCUGGAGUUGCAGCGGAAGCUGGCCCACCGCAAGACCAGCAAGUUCCCCGAGAGCCCCCGAGAGCCGAAGCAGCUGGCCUUGGAGAGGUUGGUGGGGGAGAUCGCGUUCCAGCUGGACCGCAGGAUCCUGUCCAGCAUCUUCCCGGAGCGCGUGCGCCUCUACGGCUUCACCGUCUCCAACAUUCCCGAGAAGAUCAUCCAGGCCUCCCUGAACCCCAAUGACCACAAGCUGGAUGAGGAGCUGUGCCAGACGCUCACCCAGCGCUACGUGAGCAUCAUGAACCGGCUGCAGAGCCUGGGCUACAACGGGCGGGUGCACCCGGCGCUGACGGAGCAGCUGGUGAAUGCCUACGGCAUCCUGCGCGAGCGGCCAGAGCUGGCCGUGUCCGAGGGCGGCUCCUACACCGUGGACUUCCUGCAGCGCGUGCUGGUGGAGACGGUGCACCCCAGCAUGCUCACCGACGCGCUGCUGCUGCUCUCCUGCCUCAGCCAGCUGGCGCACGACGACGGCAAGCCCAUGUUCAUCUGGUGACGGCGGCCUGCCCCGCCGGCCCAGGCUCGCUGGGCCCAGCUCCCCCACGCGUAGACAUUAAAGAUUCCCACGGUGCUGGCCGCGGGGCCUGCCCGCACUCCUGGCCGUGCUGCUUCCUUGGGUGGUUCCCAGUGCCCGCUCCCCUUUGCCCGGUCAGUACUGACGGCCCUGGGGCAGCUGCCUGGCCGAGGGGGGUUCAGAAGGCCCCAAGGCUCCCCUGGCCUGGCCGUGGGAGCAGCGAGAGGCCCUGACUUGGCGGGAGGAGCAGGAAGCAGGAAGGAGCCGAGCUGGCAGGGAAGGCUGUGGCAGUGUCUGCACCCCUGGCCACAACUGUGGGCUGGGGCCUGGGUGCAGCGCAGAGGCAGAUUGGACGCGAGAGGAGGAUGUGGCUGUGGGAGUUCCUCCUUCUGGACCAGGCAGGGAUGAAGGGGGAGGUUCUGGACCCUCUUGAGAGCAGGGGGACAUGAGAGGGAGGGAAGGGAACCAGGAGAAAGCCUCCCAUGGACCUGGACAUGGGUAGCCCAGGGGGAUGGGACCCCUUCCCAAGGCACCCGGGGCCCAGGGAGCAGAGGCAGCUCCACCGGGUGCCGAGACCAGCCCCCACCUGCUGCAGGGGCAGAGGCAGGAUGGGAAAGCAGAACAGAGCAGGGGAGCUCGGCCCCAGGCGUGGCUCAGGGGUUGAGUGUCCACCUAUGAACCAGGAGGUCUG